This is a messenger RNA of Stegastes partitus (bicolor damselfish), 2310 nucleotides long. RefSeq lists its product as uncharacterized. The coding region runs from base 250 to 1275 and encodes 341 amino acids. NCBI's taxonomy places the organism in Eukaryota, Metazoa, Chordata, Actinopteri, Pomacentridae. The record is from RefSeq and is a predicted model, not a curated record. The transcript is spliced from 7 exons. Gene Ontology annotation, molecular function: oxidoreductase activity.
AAAUGUUGUUUUAUAUCCGCGUUGGUUUCUCACUGAGACACGCGUUAAGGUUUUGAUUCGAGCACGACUUGUGGAAAACGCAAAGUAGGUAACUUUUAUCGGUUUUAGCCCGUUAAUGCUAACAAAACAACAACAACAAACAAACAGGGUCAUGCAUUAAGUUCUGCAGGUGGCGACAAGCGCACAUGUAUUAAACUCGCUUUUUCAGUUCAUCUACCCUGGAAAAACAAGAACAUUUCUAGCAGCAGGAUGUCUGCGGUACCGAAAGUGACUCUGUCCGGAGGUCUGGAGGUCUGCCGGGUCCUGAACGGGAUGUGGCAGGUGUCCGGAGCGCACGGAGCGGUGGACAGGACCAGGGCAGUCGAGGCCAUGCAGGAAUACGUAGACGCUGGUCUGACCACAUUCGACAUGGCCGACAUUUAUGGACCUGCAGAGGAAAUAUUCGGACAGUUCAACAGCAAGCUGAAAUCUGGUGGGAAUGCCGUUCCAGCUCUGCAGAGUCUCACCAAAUACGUGCCAAGACCAGGACCGAUGGAGCGCAAAGUGGUGGAGAAGGCGUUGCAGCGCUCCAUGAGCCGGAUGCAGGUGGACACGCUGGACUGCGUUCAGUUUCACUGGUGGGACUAUAAAGACAAGAGAUACCUGGAGGCACUGGGACAUUUAUCUGACCUGCAGCAGGAGGGAGUCAUACGUGAGCUUGCCCUCACUAACUUUGACACACAGAGGAUGGAGGAGAUCACCAACAAAGGCAUCCGCAUCUCCAGCAACCAGGUUCAGUACUCUCUGAUCGACCAGCGACCUGCAGCGAGGAUGCAGCAGUUCUGUCUGGACAACAACAUCCAGCUCCUCACCUACGGCACGCUGGCUGGAGGUCUUCUCUCCGAACGCUAUCUCGGGAAGGCGGAGCCUAACUCCAGGGCGGAGCUCUACACGGCGUCCCUCUCCAAGUACAAGAACGUCAUUGACGCUUGGGGCGGCUGGAGUCUUUUCCAGGACCUCCUCGUCACCUUGGAGACCAUUGCCAAGAGACACGACUGCUCAGUGGCCAGCGUGGCAACACGCUACGUGCUGGACCGCCCUGCGGUGGGCGGCGUCAUCGUGGGCUGUCGGCUGGGCGUCGCAGGGGCGGGGCAGCACAUCAGCGACAGUCUGCGGAGCUGCAGCGCCGACCUGAAGCUGACGGAGGAAGAUCUCGCCGCCAUCGAAGCAGUGACACGACGCUCCAGGGACCUGAUGGAGCUCAUCGGGGACUGUGGGGACGAGUACCGGAGCUAAAGGGGGGAGGGUGGGACUGACUGAGUGGAUGUGACAGACGGGGGAGGAGGGGGAGGAGUAAAUAAAACACAGAAAACAUCUCCGCAGUUCAGCCACAUGCUGGAAAAGAAUAAAUUGCAGCUUCCGAUGAUGAUUUUUCUCAGGUUUUGGCCACUUCUGUGAAUUUUAGUCUUCAGAAAUUCAGAAAUUUUCCCUCUUCACAAAAGUGUCCUUAUUUGGAAUCAUUUUACAUUUCCAGAGUUUGAGGGCUUUAUUUUGCUUCCACCACUAAUGAGCUUUAAGAUGUUUUUCAUUGAGACUUGAAUACAGCUGCACAGAGAUUCACACAAACAGUGUUUACACUCCAGCACGUCCUUAAGUCAGAAAAUUCAGAGAAAGUUCAGUGUGUCUGUUGUUUAAGCUGUAGAAUGAAUGUAUAUUGUUGAUAAAAUGCUAAAUAAUCUGACUAAUAAUUUAAUGUUAAAAUUGAAUUAUUCUUUUUUACAAUCAACUUAAGACAAAAGAAGAUCAUCAGAAGGAAUGUGUCAAUGUGAAUAUAAAAGCUUUUGUUCAUUAGUUUUGUUUUCGUCCUGUUUUAGUUAUUGAAAAUUACACUAUAGUUUCUCUUUUAAUUCACCAUAAUAAUAAUACAAUCAUUCAUAAACACUCCCCAGACUAAAUAGGACAUCGAUCCUGGACCCCAGUUCAAUCCCACUCACCAAACAUUAGUAUCUUUAAGACAUAUCUCCAAGUAGGUUUUUGUUGUAAUUUCCACGUACUGAUCCUUUAAACCCACACAGUGUACUCUACAUUGAUAUUCCUUUGUGUCUGAGAAACAGGCCAUGAGGUGAAGUGUUGCGGCGCAGGGCGGGGGCUCACUGGAGUGGAAGGAAGUGGGGAACCCUGUAGCACUGUCUGGCCCUACAGACGACAAGAAAGUGACACAACAUAGACAAAGACACACCGACACAGUCGCACAAACAGAGAUACUGAGCUCUCGCUAGUGUGUAAAGUUAAUUUUUAAGAUCCGAAAGUGAAUAAAUGAUAAGAAAUUGU